Symbiodinium necroappetens is the source of this 1308-nucleotide messenger RNA. Lineage: Eukaryota; Dinophyceae; Suessiales; Symbiodiniaceae. The record is from the annotation of a GenBank genome assembly.
AUGAAGUCCUUCAUGGACGAGCCGUGGUGCGAGACUGAAGCCUUCAUCCACGGCAGAUGCCUGGUAGCUGCAUUCGAGAGAGCUCUGGAGGCAGAUGGGGUGCAGCCCUGGCAGGUUUGGAGAUCCUCGUGCAGUUGGGGUUGGGCCGUCGGGCGCCGCCAGGGGCAAAGUUGUACAAAGAAGCGAACCAUCGCGGCCCCCUUGCGUGGAGGUGACGUCACCAAAAUGGUUAUCCUCUCCGAAAAAGUACUUGAGGCCUUCCGCAGCUGGGAUGUACAAGGAUGCGGCACGAUUAGCCGCAAGCAGCUGAUCCGCAUUCUCCAGAGGCUCACGCCCCAAGUCACCGAGUCGGAUCUGGAGGUGCUCUUUGUGGCUGCCGGUGCAGACUGUGGCGGUGGAGUGAAGUACAAUGACUUCAUCUCCUACUUAUGGGCUGACGGCUCCUCUGCCGAAGAUGCGAAGGAGGCAGCUAGAGCGCGGGGACUCUGGGAAGAUGCUCUCAGAAAUGCUAGAGAAAAGACUGCCAAGACUUGGCCCGCUGACAGGGUGGAUCGCUAUUGGAACGAGGUUGAGACGAGAUUGUGGUCAAAGGACUACUUCGAUCACGUCAAGACCAAUAUGUUCGUCCAGGCAGACCAGGACAAAGACGGCAGAGUCAGCUUCGAUGAAGCGAGAGCAUUGAUUUGCAAGUCGCUGCGGUGUGCAGCUGACCUAACAAAAGCCCCGCAGCCGACGCAAGAAGAAGUUCGCCAGGCGUUCGAUGCACAUGAUACGCUUGUUGAAGGAAGGGGACGAAUGGGAGUUGGUGAGUUCGUGAAUCUUGCACGUUACCUCCAAGUUAUCGUGGCCGAAGCUAUGCUUCCUUUCAGCAAGGCCAUGUGUUGCCAACACCACGCGCUCCAGGCCUUGCUGAAGAGGAUUCAGCGGGACCGUGGCGAGCAGAUCAGGCACCGGCAGCUUGAUUCUCAGCGCUUAAUCCAGAGGAACAAGAACCUGAAGGCCGAUCUUUACAAGAAACAGCACCUCGAAUUCCAGAGGGCUGAGGCGGCGAUCAGGUCCAUUAUGUCUCAGCCGGAGCACGCACAAAGGCUGCUGGACGAGCAUGAUCCCGCUUCGGUGGCCAGGAGUGCGGCGAUGGGGGAACUUCCAGCUCUCGGCCGGAUCAAGUGGAAGGGCCCUUGUCUGCCGGAGAACUACAUGCCACCGGGCGGGAUCUCCAAGGGCUUGGUGAAGGCGAAGACCACGCCUAGGGCAGACGACAGGCAGACGAUGCAAACAAGUGCAAGCGCUGCCAGUGACGCCACGUAG